Mastomys coucha (southern multimammate mouse) is the source of this 2668-nucleotide messenger RNA. It is a transcript of the gene Ttc23, whose product is annotated as tetratricopeptide repeat domain 23. Gene Ontology annotation, molecular function: protein binding. The record is from RefSeq and is a predicted model, not a curated record. Lineage: Eukaryota; Metazoa; Chordata; Mammalia; Rodentia; Muridae. Bases 856 to 2238 code for a protein of 460 amino acids. The transcript has 14 exons.
CUUCCUAUUGGAGACGGCUCUAUCGUUCAUUCUUUGGCCUGGAGUUUUGUUAAGUACUGAGUUGCUUUAUGGAAAAAUGUUGUUCUUUUUUAGGAUGAAACUGCUCUGUGUAGACUUGUCUGUGGUUAUCAGGCUGUAGAAUCAUUAACUUGAUACAGAGGGAGCCAAAUCGGCAACUCAGAUUUUCAAGAGAAUUGUGAAAAGGAACGGAUUCUCUCUGCAUGGGACUGCUAAACUCACAAAGGAUUUUACGACAAAGUUGCAGAUGCUGAGUGUUAAAGAAACGUUCCAGAUAUUUUCAUUUGUUUUGUUUUGCUAGUUUUAAAGGAAUGUCCAAAGAAAACGAGAGGAAACACCCACACCACACCUGCAGCGCGUGGCUGGAAGAGACGGCAGAGUUCUUUUGUCUUUAGAAUGAAGUUGAAAAAGCAAUUCCCCGGCUUGUCAGUGGAAUUUUGCAAGGGAUGACCACUUGAACUGUGUCUGGAACAAAACUCAGUACUUCACAUGCUCAGUGAGCUGCUGUGAUACCCCAGAACCUCUGCUAAGCAUUGAGAAGCCAAACAAGUGAAGGACCGUCUCCUGCAAUCGGACAAAAUGCUUCAGAGACGUUAUCUUCAUCCUUAUACCAAAACGUACUCUGAAGUCUGAAGAGCGCACAUCCUAAGAUGUCCAUAGGGGCUGGAGAGAUGGCUGAGAAGUUAAGGGAACUCUUCCUGAGGACUUGGUUCAAAUCCAGCACCCACAUGGCAACUCACAACUGUCUGUAACUCCAAGAUUUGACACUCUCAUAUAGACACAGAUGCAGGCAAAGCACCAAUGCACAUAAAAUAAGAGGACAAUGUGUAUGAGACUAUGCAGGAGUCCCAGGAGACCCACAUGUCCAGCCAUCUAGAUGAAGUCAUUGCUGCUGUCAGCGUCACUUCUAAAAACAGGAUCCCGAAUAAGCUGCUUCAGACAGCACUGUUCCAGCCUCCUCGAGAGAAACUCCACCUGUGUGAAGAGAGAGCAAAGUCCUACUCAAGCAGCCGAGAGUACAAACAGGCCAUCCAGGAGCUUGUGCGCUGUGUGGCACUAACGAGAAUUUGCUAUGGCGACUCGCACUGGAAACUAGCAGAGGCGUACAUUAAUCUGGCUCAGGGUUACCUCCAGCUGAAAGGGUUGUCGCUACAAGCAAAGCAUCAUGCAGAAAAAGCCAAAGAAAUCCUGGCCAACUCCAUCGAGAAUCCCUAUCACAACAAAACAGAUAUCUUCAAGUGUUCCCUAGAGCUUUUCUACACCCUGGGGAGAGCCUUGGUCUCCCUUCAAAAAUUUAAAGAAGCCUCAGAGAACUUGAUAAAAGCAGAGAGACUUUCCAAGGAGAUGCUGCAAUGUGGGAACAUUAUACAGGAAGAGUGGAUAGAAAUCCAGUCUCGGAUCAAGCUGUCGUUUGCACAGUUGUAUCAAGGUCAGAAAAGAUCAAAGGAAGCUUUCCCGUAUUAUCAAAAGGCUUUGGAAUAUACUGAGAUCACCAAAGAUGAAAAAAGUUUUGAGUGUGUACAAGUACUAAGGGAACUAGCAGGUGUGGAGCAAGCCCUGGGUCUCUACGCCGCCGCCAUCAGUCAUUUCUCACGGGCACAUCUCAUCAUCCUGAGUAAAGAUCCCUCCCCAGAGGAGGCUGCAGACUCUGCACACUUUAUCGCCCGGGCUGCUGCUGCUUCUGGAAUGCACGACCACCGUGAUGUGGCCGAGAAAUAUUUUCAGGAAAGCAUGACUUAUAUCAAGGAUUCCGAAGGAGCAGAAAGAGCCAAGCUCCUUUCGAUUCAAGAUGAAUUUUGCAGUUUUCUGCAAACCACUGGACAAAAAGAAAGAGCAGCCAUGAUCCUGAGAGAGUCCCUGGAAGCCAAAGUAGGAGCAUUUGGUGAUUUCAGUCCUGAGGUGGCAGAGACAUACCGGGUCCUGGGCAAGGCAGACCUGGCACAGGGAAACAACAGUGGGGCACACGCGAAGCUAAAGAAGGGAAUUAGGGGCCAGGGAGAAGACACUUCAAUCACCAAAGAGUGUGUCCAGAUUGAGACAUUCUUGUAUGGAUCACAGGACAAGAAGACCCUGGCCACCCAGCACACCAUAGACACACUGUCCAAGACCUCCGAGGCCCCCACGAAGUCAAAGCAGUCGGUGAAAGCCAAAGUAGCAUUCUGCACCAGUGCCCCUCAGCACGCAAUGCCAGGGAAGGGCAGGCACAGUGUAGCAGACUGACGCCCCCGUGUGCCGCCCCCAAGAAAGCUCCAAGAACGACUGGGCAUUGCUUUUAGGAUGCUGAACGCGCCUCUCCAGCUUGAAGGUGGAGUUUAGCAGUCACUGCAGACUUUUAAGGCUGUUUGCUUCAGAAUGCAAUGGCAGCGCCAUGAAUCUUCCGCCUCCCGAUCGUGAAUGCCCGGCGGGGUGAUAGGGUGCUUUUGGUUAUUUUCUCUCACCAAGGAGAAUCUACUGUGUCACCUCUGCUGUGGCUGAAACACUCUUCCGAAGUUGGAGCUUCUCGACAGGAAAGGAGACUCACCUGAUGGCAGGCAGGGCUCCUGCUCGAUCCAGAGCCACAUCUGGGGCAGUGAGACCCUGCACAAAGCCUCCCUUGUAUGAAAGUAAUAGUAACUGAGAAGAAAAUACCAAUAAAGAGAAACUUGUGCGA